CACGUGCAAUGCAAAAUAGUUAUUAUUUAUUAAUUAAGUUACAAAUUUAUUAUUGAAUCAUAAAUCUUAUUUUGUAAUUACUAAUUAAGUAUUAUUAAAGUACAUCGCAUCCUGCUUCAAACAAUGAGCGAUUGUGAAUCGUUAGUGUCGUUCGACUCGGCUCCUAGAAUUCGGAAAAAAGGUAUUGUGUACCUGUCGUCAAUACCGAAGUACAUGAACGUAACUAAACUGCGCGAGCUGUUGGGUCAGUACGGCGAAAUAGGCAGAGUGUUUCUACAGCCGGCUUCCAAUCCGAACCUGAAAAAAAGACCGGCCAAACAUUUCACAGAGGGUUGGAUAGAAUUCGAACGAAAAAAGGUCGCCAAAAUGGUCGCAGAAAUACUCAAUGGCAAGCGAAUCGAUUCCCGAAAGAGUAGCAAAUAUUUCGACAGUGUGUGGAAUUUAAAAUACUUACCCAGAUUCAAAUGGGUCCAUUUAAAUGAACGCUUAGCUUAUGAAAAAGCUGUACGCAAACAUCGUCUACGAGCCGAAGUAUCACAAGUAAAAAGGGAAGCAAAUCACUUCUCCUCUAAUAUCGUUAGAAGCGAAAAGAAUAAGUUAUAUCAACAAUCAAAUGUAAAUUUUAAUGUUCAACAAAGAUUGCCAGAGGAAGAAUUUUUACAAAACAAGAACUGUGUUCCAGAUAUGGAAUCAAGAACAGACUUUUUAUCAAAGCUUUUUGAUAGUUAAUAAUUUAAUAUAGAUACAUAAUCAAUAAAUGUAAAUAAAUUUAAUUUAACAUUUUAGUUCAUUUUUAAAGCUAAUGCAGCCAACUUAUUUGCCAUUAAACA
Acyrthosiphon pisum (pea aphid) is the source of this 830-nucleotide messenger RNA. Its product is annotated as pre-rRNA-processing protein esf2. Gene Ontology annotation, molecular function: RNA binding. The transcript has 3 exons. Gene Ontology annotation, cellular component: nucleolus. The record is from RefSeq and is a predicted model, not a curated record. Bases 124 to 729 code for a protein of 201 amino acids. Gene Ontology annotation, biological process: endonucleolytic cleavage to generate mature 5'-end of SSU-rRNA from (SSU-rRNA, 5.8S rRNA, LSU-rRNA); endonucleolytic cleavage in ITS1 to separate SSU-rRNA from 5.8S rRNA and LSU-rRNA from tricistronic rRNA transcript (SSU-rRNA, 5.8S rRNA, LSU-rRNA); small-subunit processome assembly. Lineage: Eukaryota; Metazoa; Arthropoda; Insecta; Hemiptera; Aphididae.